Messenger RNA from Lodderomyces pseudojiufengensis, 3087 nucleotides. It is a transcript of the gene PKH3, whose product is annotated as protein kinase. Gene Ontology annotation, molecular function: ATP binding; protein serine/threonine kinase activity. The coding region runs from base 1 to 3087 and encodes 1028 amino acids. The record is from RefSeq and is a predicted model, not a curated record. NCBI's taxonomy places the organism in Eukaryota, Fungi, Ascomycota, Pichiomycetes, Serinales, Debaryomycetaceae. The transcript has a single exon. Gene Ontology annotation, biological process: intracellular signal transduction; peptidyl-serine phosphorylation.
AUGUCCAUCAUACCCAAUCAUUCAUCAAUUUCUACGAAUAAUAGAUCAAUCAAUCAACUAUCCUCACAAUUAGCUCAAUCUAAUAUACAAAAUAAUAAUUACUUACAACAACAACAGCUGCCCCAACAACCGCAACAGCAUCAACAACAACAACAGCAUCAACAACAACAACAACAACAGCAUCAACAACAACAACAACAACAGCAUCAACAACAACAACAACAACAGCAUCAACAACAACAACAACAACAGCAUCAACAACAACAACAACAACAGCAUCAACAACAACAACAACAACAGCAUCAACAACAACACCAGCAUUCUCUGCAUCCUCAAAACCCACCUAUUAUAAAACGAAAGUCUGCAAGAGAUUAUCAAUUUGGUGCAAAAAUAGGUGAAGGAUCUUAUUCAAGUGUAUAUUCAGCAAUUGAUAAACAAUUAAAUAAAACUUAUGCAAUAAAAGUACUUUCUAAAAAACAUAUAGUAAAAGAAAAUAAAAUUAAAUAUGUUAAUAUAGAAAAAACAACAUUACAUAGAUUAGGUCAACAACAUCCAGGAAUAGUUCAAUUAUAUUAUACAUUUCAAGAUGAAUCAAGUUUAUUCUUUGUAUUAGAUUUUGCAGAAUAUGGAGAAUUAUUAUCAAUUAUUAGAAAAUUUGGUUCAUUAUCUGAACAAGUUUCAAAAUUUUAUAUAUGUCAAAUAAUUGAUGCAGUUAAAUUUAUUCAUCUGAAAGGAGUUAUUCAUAGGGAUUUAAAACCUGAAAAUAUUUUAGUUGGACAAGAUUUAAGUAUAAAAAUUACUGAUUUUGGAGCUGCAAAAUUAUUAGGAGAAAAUGAUGAAUAUGGAGAAAAAAUUGAUUAUACUUCUUAUGAUAAAAAUGAUGAUGAAAUUAAUACUUCAAAUAUGAAAGAUAGAUUAGGUUCAUUUGUUGGAACUGCUGAAUAUGUAUCACCUGAAUUAUUAAAAGAAAAUAUUUGUGGAUUUGAAGCUGAUAUUUGGGCAAUUGGAUGUAUAUUAUAUCAAUUUUUCAAUGGUUCUCCUCCUUUUAAAGGAAAUACAGAAUAUCUUACUUUUCAAAAAAUUAUAGAUGUUGAUUAUACUCAUAUAUCACCAAAACCAUUACCAAAUGAUGUAAUAAUAUUGAUAGAGAAAAUAUUAGUAUCAGAACCAAGUCAAAGAUUAACAAUACCAGAAAUAAUGUCUUCUAAUUGGUUCAGAGAUGUUGAUUGGAGAGACGAACGUUAUAUUUGGCAUAGAAAAGCACCUAAAUUUGAAAGUUAUAAUUCAAAUGGUUCAAUUCAACAUGCUCCAGUAACUUUUAAAAAUGGUUCAAAUAGAAAUAUAAAUAAAUCAAAUUCAUAUCAACAAUUACAAAAUCAAAUUCAAAAUUCAGAUUUUGGAUUUUUACCUUCUGUUACAACAAAAAAAUCUUAUAAACCUCCUACUAUUAUAAGAAAAAAUACUUCUCCAACUAAAAUUAAUGAUAUAAAUAUGUCAAAUAAUUUUCAACAAAAUACACUGCCAAUUCAAAAACAAAAUAUACAACACUCAGUAUUGCCUAAUCCAGUGCGGCAACCAGCAUUCUAUCGACAACAACAACAACAAUUCAACAGCAAUAACGGUAGCAUUGGAAUUAACAACAAUAUGAAUUACAACAACGCAAAUGUAAUAAAUACUAAGUCGAACAGCAACAAUAAUAACAAUAAUAACAACAUUAACAACAUCAACAACAACAACAACAAUAAUAAUAGUAACAUUAACAACAUCAACAACAACAACAACAAUAAUAAUAGUAACAACAGCAACAAGUUUGGUAAUAAUGGUGUAAACAAUAAUAAUAGUGUUUACUACAACAACAGCAAUAGCACUAAUGGCUCUGUAAAUAGAGUCAUGGGAUCACAACCUUCUUCAGAUCCAAAUUCCCAACAGAUUAAUAAUCAAUCACCAAAUUUACACAAUAUAAGGACUAAUACAGCAUUUCAAAGCGCAGCAACUACCCCAUCUUCGUCCCAACCCCCGACAUCUCAACCCACUCAACCAGCUUCAAAUGUAAAACCUGCAUUACUGUCUCAACCAUCAUAUACUCAAUCACCACCAGUUUCAUCUUAUUUCAAACCACCAAGGAAAAGUCAAUCCCCUCAUACUAGCCCAAAAUUAGAACAACCAGAACAACAAGAUUCUGUGGCCUCAAAUGCUGCUGCGGCUGCUGCUUUUGCAAGUCAACGACAAAAACAGAAAACUUCACCAACUCCACCAACGGUCCCUAUACCUAUCAAAACUAACUCAUCAUCCAAUGUGAAAACAAUUAAAUCAAAACAAAAACACAAAACUACUAUACUUAAUUUCCGAGAAAUCACUUCAUUACUCAACCCUAAUGAGAAAAUAUUGAAAAUGGAUUUACUUCAUAAGGUAAAUUUGAGGAAAAGAAGUUUAAAUACAAAAUAUGAUAUAUUAGAUGAUUCAAUAUUGGAACAAAUUAUCACAGAGAACAAAAAUACAUUGGAUCAAGAUAAGAAAUUAGUCUUAGCAAUUGUUACAAAUAUGGCAAGAUUAUUUUUUGUUGAAUCAUCAUUAGAAGUUAUGAUGGUCGACUUGAAGGCUAACAAAGGUGCUGAUUGUUUGAUGUAUGAUUACGAAUUUGAAUCUGAUGAUGAAGACGAAGAACAAGACAAGUCUGAUGAUGUUUCAGGAUAUUUAAUCAUUGAGUUAGUGAAAGAUGGUGGAGAUUUAAUCUUCCUUGAACAAAUAAAUAAUGAAUCAAGAAACAAACUUUCAAAUAUCAUAAAAGUAGUAGAUAAAUCGAAUAGGGAAGUAUUCAUCGGGUCAGCUCAUGGAUGGAUUGAUUGCUUAUUAAUCGCUCGUGAUACUUCCUCAACAGUUGCAGCACAACGAGCUUCAAAUACAGAUCUGAAUACACAACGAAAAUCCUCGUCAUCAUCACCUGGUAUUAAUAACAAUUCAAAGCGACAAUCUAAAAGAAAACUGUCAAGCGAUAAUAAAUCAAAUAAAUCUAUAACAUCUCCAAAAAUCAAUCAACCAAACCACUUUGCAGCUGCUGCCGCUGCUGCAGUUAAUCUCUCUAAAUAG